UCCUAAGCUCGCCAUUGUGGAACUUGGGAACUCCUCCCUUCUGUUUCCAUUUGGUUGUCUUCGGCCAACCAACUUUCCCGGCAAAAGGAAGGGCGCGUAGCCGCUGCCGGCGGGACCGACCGGACCCGCUCGAAUGUCGAAAAUGCCCCUCUGUUCCCGAGAGCUCGGCCUCCUCCUCCUCCUCCUCCUUCUCUCUCUUCUCUCCAUACCCUUUUGCGUAAUUUCACAAAGCCAGGCCACAAGUGAGCUCACGGUCCUGCUGAACCUGAAGCAGCAAUGGAGCAAUCCACCUGCUCUCCAGUCAUGGAACUCAUCGUCGCUGACGCCGUGCGGAUGGCCGGCGGUCAACUGCACCGGCAGCACAGUUACGGGACUCCUCCUCAGUGAUAAGAACAUCACUGAGCCAAUCCCGCCUUCGAUUUGCGACCUCAAGAACCUCACUCAACUUGACCUUUCAUUGAAUUACAUUCCUGGCGGAUUCCCAAAGGCGCUGUAUAACUGUUCCAAGCUCCAAUUCUUGGACCUUUCUCAGAACUACUUCGUGGGUCCGAUUCCUAGUGACGUUGACCAGCUGUCGGGCCUCACCUACUUGGAUGUUGGCGGGAACAAUUUCUCCGGCGACAUUCCAGUGGAGAUCGGGCGCUUGUCGGGAUUGCAGACUCUGUCCUUGCACCAGAAUGAGUUCAACGGCACGUUUCCUAAGGAAAUUGCGGACUUGGCCAAUCUUGAAGUUCUGACAAUGGCCUAUAAUCAUAAGUUUGUGCCUGCAAUGAUACCACAGGAAUUCGGGCAGCUUAAGAAGCUGAGGUUCCUGUGGAUGACUCAGUGCAAUCUGAUCGAUGGAAUUCCCGAGAGCUUCUCGAACUUGUCCAGUCUCCAGCAACUGGAUCUGUCGAGGAACGCUCUGACAGGCAGAAUCCCUGGUGGGUUGUUUUCUUUACAGAACCUGAGGUAUGUGUAUUUGUACCGGAACAAAUUGUCUGGUGAAUUAUCCACCUCUAUUGCAUCGAUGAACUUGAUCGAGAUUGAUCUAGCAAUGAACAACCUGACCGGCUCGAUCCCUGAAGAUUUCGGGAAGUUGCAAAGUCUGCGCCUCUUGAAUCUUUACUGGAAUCAAUUAUCAGGUCACAUACCGGUGAGUAUAGCCCGACUUCCUUUGUUGAGAGUUUUCAAAGUUUUUGGCAACAAGCUGAGCGGUGAAUUGCCGCCCGAGUUCGGCCUAUAUUCGCCGCUGGAAGCCUUUGAGAUCUCGAAUAAUGAGCUCAGUGGCGAGUUGCCAAAAACUCUCUGCACUAAUGGUGUCUUGGUAGGCGUUGUUGCUUACUCUAAUAAUCUGAGUGGACAAGUUCCGGAAUCGCUCGGGAACUGCAAUAGUUUGCGGACAAUUCAGCUUUACAACAACAACUUCUCCGGCGAACUUCCUUCGGGCAUUUGGACGCUGUUCAAUUUAUCAAGCUUGACGGUAAGUCAAAACUCCUUUUCAGGUGGUCUUCCGAGCAAACUUGCACGGAAUUUGUCUAGAGUGGAGAUCAGCAACAACAAAUUUUCCGGCCCAAUUCCGACCGAAGUCUCUUCAUGGUCAAGUCUAGCGGUCUUGAAUGCGAGCAACAAUCUGUUCUCUGGCAAUGUCCCUGAAGAAUUGACCAGUCUUUCUCGGCUUAUCGUUCUAGCGAUGGAUGGCAAUCAACUUUCUGGUGAACUCCCUUCAAAGAUCAUCUCCUGGAAGUCACUAACGACCUUGAAUUUGUCAAAGAAUAAGCUCUCUGGCCAAAUUCCUGCAGCAGUAGGUUCGUUGCCCGACCUGCUUGAUCUCGACUUAUCAGACAACCAAUUCUCGGGCGUGAUACCCCCAGUUGGGCAAGUUGAGCUCACUACACUUAAUUUGUCCUCCAAUCAACUCGUCGGUAGAAUCCCAGACGGUUUCAGUAAUCUAGUGUAUGAAAAUAGCUUCUUGAGCAAUCCUGAGCUAUGCGCUGACAAUCCCAUGCCGAACAUCAGAAGCUGCUAUGCCAGAAGCAGUAAAUCCAACAAGGUCCCUUCAAAGUAUCUCGCCCUAAUUCUAGUUCUUGUGAUUGCCGUGUUCAUAGCUGCUGUUCUGUUCGCCUUGUUCGUGAUCAGAGAGUACCGGCGGAAGAAGCUGAGGCAGGACCUAGCAACUUGGAAGUUAACUUCGUUUCAGAGGCUUGGUUUCACCGAAGCGAGCAUCUUGUCCAAUCUAACGGACAACACCCUCAUAGGAAGUGGCGGCUCGGGCAAGGUGUAUCGUGUAGCGGUUAAUGAUUUGGGCGACUAUGUUGCUGUCAAAAGGAUUUGGAACAACCGAAGGUUGGACUGGAGACAGGAGAAAGAGUUUGCAGCGGAAGUCGAAAUACUCAGCUCGAUCCGCCAUUCCAACAUAGUGAAGUUGCUGUGCUGCAUUUCGAGCGAUAACUCGAAGCUGCUCGUGUAUGAGUACAUGGAGAAUCAGAGUCUGGACAAGUGGCUUCACAGGAACAAGAGAGCGUUGCCGUUGAGAGGGAACUCACCGUGCCGUGCCAUGUUGGAUUGGCCUGUGAGGCUGCAGAUCGCUGUAGGAGCCGCGGAAGGCCUGGGCUAUAUGCAUCAUGACUGCUCUCCCCCGAUCAUACACCGCGAUGUGAAGUCAAGCAACAUUUUGUUGGAUUUCCAGUUCAAGGCCAAGGUGGCAGACUUUGGACUGGCCAAGACAGUAGCCAAGCACGGCGAGUCUCACACCAUGUCGGCCGUGGCAGGCUCGUUCGGUUACUUCGCCCCCGAAUAUGCAUAUAGCACGAAAGUGAACGAGAAGAUUGACGUGUACAGCUUCGGAGUCGUGCUCCUAGAACUGGUCACCGGGAGGGGGCCUAAUAGCGGAGAUGAGAACAUGAGCCUCACAGAAUGGGCGUGGAGGCACUAUGGGGAAGGAAAGCCGAUCGCCGAUGCCCUCGACGAGGAGAUCAAGGAACCAUGUAACAUGGACGAGAUGACAACCGUUUUCAAGCUCGCGCUUGUCUGUACCAGCAGAUCGCCGUCCACGAGGCCUUCCAUGAAGGAGGUCCUGCACAUCCUCCAGAGUUGCGGCCCCUCGGAAAGGUCUGGACGGAAAAGGGUCGGUCCCGAGUUCGACUUCACGCCGCUCCUUGGAAACCCAACGUAUCUUUCUAGUUACAGGCGUAGUAGGAAAGCCGACGAUAACUUAGUCUACAGCGUGUAAUCAGAGUAGUCGGCACGACGCAGAACUAUGGUAUUGACAUAGUGUGACAAGUUUAGGACUUUCAAAGUGCCUCGAUGCAACGCAUUCGCGCAGUCGGGGUACAAGAAUCCGGUGAGUGAAGAAAACCUGGAACUCCCUAUAGAUGGAGCAGCUACAGCCUUCGAUGUUUAGCGACGCCGCUAUGCAGAUUUCUCGAGAAACAGGCUGAUCUAUGUACAUAAUAGCGACGGUCUUUUUGUUAAUCAACUCGUGCUAGUAUCAUCUCUAGCUAUGGCUGUCUCGCAACAGAUUUCUUCACAUGAAAUUCUGGAGAUGACACUCGAGUUCGAUCUCUUGCGUGGCCUCUUGUUCUUGCUUUGAAGCUAGGUAAUGCCUCACUCAAGAUCAAUCAUCA
This is a messenger RNA of Eucalyptus grandis, 3605 nucleotides long. RefSeq names its product receptor-like protein kinase HSL1. NCBI's taxonomy places the organism in Eukaryota, Viridiplantae, Streptophyta, Magnoliopsida, Myrtales, Myrtaceae. Gene Ontology annotation, biological process: hormone-mediated signaling pathway; protein phosphorylation. Gene Ontology annotation, molecular function: protein kinase activity; protein binding; ATP binding. The record is from RefSeq and is a predicted model, not a curated record. Gene Ontology annotation, cellular component: plasma membrane.